AUGCUGAAUAUGCUGUUGCUGAGUUGGGGGGUGCUGCAGGGAAUCCAGACCAUCCUCACCUCUGACCUCAGCAGCAGUCACCUGUCAGAGAUGCACCGCAGUCUGGAUGGGGCAGACAGGUCCAGCUACCCUAGCCUUCUGCAGAAAGUCAAGGAGGCACCUGUGGGGCCCGCAGGGACUUUACCAAGGCCUGGGUUUGACAGGAUGGCUAUGGAGCUCCGCGUAGCUGAUGAGGACUUCAUAAAGGAAGCCAGUGUACUGGAGCCAGAGGUGUUGUCUGCUGCACUGGAGGCUCAGGGCCGAGAGGAGCGCUCUCCACGCAGAUGUGUCCGCCUGCUGGAAUCCUGCCUUGGGCACCAGCUCCCUUGCUGUGAUCCUUGUGCCACCUGCUACUGCCGCUUCUUCAAUGCCUUUUGCUAUUGCAGGAAAAUCAAUGCCACAUUCCCAUGUGGCAAGAACUAG
Molecule: messenger RNA, 462 nt
Organism: Gopherus flavomarginatus (Mexican gopher tortoise)
Lineage: Eukaryota; Metazoa; Chordata; Testudines; Testudinidae
Gene: AGRP
Product: agouti related neuropeptide
Exons: 3
Coding region: 1-462 (153 amino acids)
Biological process (GO): adult feeding behavior; neuropeptide signaling pathway; hormone-mediated signaling pathway
Cellular component (GO): extracellular region
Molecular function (GO): neuropeptide hormone activity; type 1 melanocortin receptor binding
Source: RefSeq, a predicted model, not a curated record